This is a messenger RNA of Iphiclides podalirius (scarce swallowtail), 348 nucleotides long. Lineage: Eukaryota; Metazoa; Arthropoda; Insecta; Lepidoptera; Papilionidae. The record is from the annotation of a GenBank genome assembly.
AUGUCGACUAUUAGUGUUUUUUCUGGCAGCAUAAAACUUUUCUGCAGAGGCUCCGGGGACAGGUGCGAAGUUUUCCUGUCUCCUUCAAGCUGUGAAGGUACUGAAGAGAUUUUCUCCUUCCUUUGUGCCGUGCCGACACCAAAAGGAGAUAAAUCCAAGCACGGAGAAGAAGUUAGUAAUUUCGCCCGCACCCUCUUACCAGUUUACUGGAGUAAGGAGAUGUUGCUGGAGGAAACCGGUGGACAAAAGGAUAAGUCUCCGGCAAAUACUUGGUUCAGCGACGCGUGCAAAAUGGCGGACGCAUGGAAGUCCGGGAGAGGACGCGUACCUUCCGAUCGCAAACCUUCU